Messenger RNA from Clonostachys solani, 339 nucleotides. The record is from the annotation of a GenBank genome assembly. NCBI's taxonomy places the organism in Eukaryota, Fungi, Ascomycota, Sordariomycetes, Hypocreales, Bionectriaceae.
CUGCGCAAGGGUGAUAUCCGAGUCAAGGAGGCCAAGCUCGAACCGAGCAAAUGCUACCGGGGCAGCAAAGACAACGAGGGGCAGGGUCUCAUAUCUUCUUGCGGAUGGUCGGACGCGGCCAUCGGCACUGAGGGCUAUCUGACCUUUUACGAGUGGGACGGCGAGGACGAGACAAAGAUGUGCCGGGUCUACUGGAGCGCGCCUUGGGGUGCGUACAAGAACAUCUUCGACAUUCUGGACUGGGAUCCCAACGCAUCUGAUAACUCCAUUAUGAAAGACGAGGUGCAGCAGGACUCGACAAUUGGAAAUGUCGAGAUUGUGUGUGCCAAGUUGGCGUGA